AUGGGUCCGCGGCGGGGGACGACGGACGCGGAUGACGGGGCGCGGAUGGACGGCGCGCGGGCGGAGGUGGCGCUGACGCGGGCGCCGGAGUGCGCGCUGACGUGGAGCGAAAACGGGGCGUACGCGGUGCGAGGGACGAUGACGGUGCGAGGGGUGAGCGCGACGAGCGUGUAUAAUUUGUUGACGGAUUACGAGGCGUCGCCGAGGGCGUUUCGGGCGGUGCGGAGCGUGCGGGUAAUCGAGUGCGAGGGCGACGCGUGCGUGGCGACGAACGUGUACAUCGAGCAGGAGUGCGAAUGGAAGUUUUUUGUCUUCGGUGGGGCGUUCCCGACCGCGUUUGAGGUCGAGGAGAGGGAUGAGGAGUUGAAGAUGCGGUGCUCGCUCGCGCCGGGACGGCGGGGGACGGGAUUUUUGCGGGACUUUGAGGGCGCGUGGGCCGUGGAGGACGGCCCGGAGGGGGUGCGCAUCGAGCAUACGCUCAUGGUCAAACCCAAGUUUACGCCGCCGUACGCGAGCAAGGUAUUCGUCCAACAGGUGGAUCAGAUUUUACAAGAUCUCUUGGUCGAGAUAGAGAGCUGGAACGGAGCGCCGUACGACGCUCCGCCGCAUCGUAGGGGAUAG
Ostreococcus tauri is the source of this 621-nucleotide messenger RNA. RefSeq names its product Streptomyces cyclase/dehydrase. The coding region runs from base 1 to 621 and encodes 206 amino acids. NCBI's taxonomy places the organism in Eukaryota, Viridiplantae, Chlorophyta, Mamiellophyceae, Mamiellales, Bathycoccaceae. The transcript has a single exon. The record is from RefSeq and is a predicted model, not a curated record.